GGUGCGCACCUGCCCCGCCUCCUCCAGGCGGGCCGCGGGGCAUGCAGCCGGUCGGGGGCGGGGCUCCGAGGCCGGGACCCGGCCACCGGCUCUCCGGCAGCCUCCGCCAGCUGGACCCCGCCGCUCUCCUGAUGCUGCUCCUGGACGCCGACCGGCCGGAGCCCGUGCGCAGCGGGGCGCGCGAGCUCGCGCUCUUCCUGACCCCCGAGCCCGCCGCAGAGGCGAAGGAGGUGGAGGAGACCAUCGAGGGGAUGCUCCUCAGGCUGGAAGAGUUUUGCAGCCUGACCGACAUGAUCAGGAGCGACACUUCACAGAUCUUGGAGGAAAACAUCCCACUCCUUAAGGCCAAAGUGACAGAAAUGCGUGGCAUCUAUGCCAAAGUGGACCAGCUAGAGGCCUUCGUCAAGAUGGUUGGGCACCACGUCUCCUUCCUGGAGGCCCACGUGCUUCAGGCCGAGCGGGACCACGGGGCCUUCUCACAGGCUCUGCGGAGGUGGCUGGGCUCCUCGGGGCUGCCCUCCUUCAGGAAUAAGUCGUCCACGCCGGCACCCCUGCCCUUCGAGCUGCCCGCGCUGUACCGGACGGAGGACUACUUCCCCGGGGACGCAGGGGACGCGCCCAGGACCCCCAGUCGCCGCCGCCACAGGCGCGUGUGAGCUCUGCCGUCGGGUCGUCGGAAAGCAACAGUGCGUGCGUGCGGCGGCUCGGGUUUUCUGGUCUUCUCGCUGUGCAUUUGUGUUUUUCAGUUUCCUCUCUCGCUUCAUGUGAAAUGGCGGGGUUCGGAGAAGCAUCUGGAGCCCCCACGCGUGCCACGCUGAGCCAGCCGGCGGUUCCCACCUGGGUCGGGCCUGCCUGGUGUCCUGGGACGGGGCGCGUGGGUCUCGGGAGCUUCGGGCCUCCGGGACCGGGGACUCGAUCUCCCUGUCGGUCUGUGCCCUGCUUUGCGUGGGCAUCAUGGGGGAUGGGGGGCGCUCCUUCACCAGGGUGCGUGGCUCCAGGUCUGUCUGUGGUGGGUAGUUUGGCUGCCAAGCCCCGUGCCCACGGGCCUGUGAAUCAUCUCAAUAAAGGUGUCAAGAGCUCA
Messenger RNA from Herpailurus yagouaroundi (jaguarundi), 1081 nucleotides. RefSeq names its product breast carcinoma amplified sequence 4 (gene BCAS4). The transcript is spliced from 5 exons. Lineage: Eukaryota; Metazoa; Chordata; Mammalia; Carnivora; Felidae. Bases 42 to 656 code for a protein of 204 amino acids. The record is from RefSeq and is a predicted model, not a curated record. Gene Ontology annotation, cellular component: BLOC-1 complex.